This is a messenger RNA of Scleropages formosus (Asian bonytongue), 2751 nucleotides long. RefSeq names its product calpain-2 catalytic subunit-like. Gene Ontology annotation, cellular component: cytoplasm. Gene Ontology annotation, molecular function: calcium-dependent cysteine-type endopeptidase activity. The coding region runs from base 42 to 2132 and encodes 696 amino acids. The record is from RefSeq and is a predicted model, not a curated record. Gene Ontology annotation, biological process: proteolysis. The transcript has 22 exons. Lineage: Eukaryota; Metazoa; Chordata; Actinopteri; Osteoglossiformes; Osteoglossidae.
GGUGUGUCCCCUCCCCCUCCUGUGUUGCCGGAUUGACAAAAAUGCCUCCUCCUGGUGUGAUUCUGGACAUUAUUGAGCACCGUAGGAGGGUUGAAGGAGCAGGAAGCCUCAAAAACCCUGUUAAAUUUCAUAGGCAAGACUUCCACACACUGCGCCAGUACUGCCUGGACAACAGGCUAAGGUUCACUGAUGGCAGCUUCCCCCCAGACAGCAGCUCCAUUGGUCCCGGUGUACUGAAGGACCAUGAUUUGGCCAGGGUGGUCUGGAAAAGACCAUGGAAAAUUGUGCAAAACCCAUGUUUAAUUGUGCAAGGAGUUUCAAGGUUUGACUUUAUGCAGGGGAAAGUAGGUGAUUGCUGGUUUCUGGCUGCUAUUGGCGCAAUGACAUUUCAGACGAGAAUAUUGGAACAAGUGCUGCCAAUUGACCAAGGAUUUGGAAAUGAUUAUGCUGGAAUCUUCCACUUCAGGUUCUGGAGAUUUGGGAAAUGGGUGGACGUCGUGAUUGAUGAUAAGUUGCCAACAUUAGAUGGCAAAUUAAUCUUUGUUCAUCCGAAUAGAGACAAUGAGGUAGAGUACUGGGCUCCGUUGUUGGAGAAAGCCUAUGCCAAAGUCUGUGGGUCCUAUGCUGAUGUGAUAGCUGGGAGUGUGUCAGAGGGAUUGAUGGACUUUGUUGGGGAGGCAUAUGUGGGAUUCAUACUGAAACCUGCACUCUCAUACCUCUGGGAUCUCAUGGAUAGAGCUAAGAAAUACGUAUCCCUAAUGGGAUGUGCAACCCUUGCAGUGACACCUGGGGAAGAUACAGAGUUACCAAAUGGCUUAGUAGCUGGUCAUGCUUAUGCUGUCACAGGAGUUGCACAGGUGAUAAGUCACGGACAUCCCAUGAAGCUGGUGAGGGUGUGGAAUCCAUGGGGAUUUACAGAAUGGAAGAAUGACUGGAGUGACAAAUCUCCCUUGUGGCAAACAGUCAGUGAGGAGAACAGAAGAAAGUGCCUGAAAGAUGCCGACAAUGGAGAAUUCUGGAUGUCAAUGCAGGAUUUCCUGGAAAAUUUUUGUGAAUUGCACAUUUGCUCUCUUUCUCCGGAUUAUUUGGAUGAUUCCGAGUGUUGCUGGACCUCUUCCACUCAAGAGGGUAGAUGGGUUGCAGGAGUCACAGCUGGGGGAUGUACUGAUCACAUGGAAACUUUUUGGACAAAUCCCCAAUAUUUGGUGACGGUAGAAAAUGAAACUCAGCACACUGAAGAUCAAGGCACUGCAAAUAUGCUGGUGUCCGUUAUACAGAAAUCUGACAAGAAGCAUCGACACCUUGCUACAAUGUACCAGAUUGGUUUUUACGUUUUUGAGGUGCCCCCAGAAUUUCAGAACAGCAAGCAGAGAUUUCCUGCCUCCUUCUUCAACACUCACAAACCUGUCGAGCAGACUAAAACUUUAAUCUCUGCUCGAGGGGUUCCAAAAUUCUUCUGGCUGAGGCCUGGCCAAUACAUCAUUGUGCCGUCAACAAAGAAUCCAAAUGAAGCCAGUGGUUUCCUACUUAAAAUAUUCUCAAAAUUCAAAGUUUUUGUAGAGGAAUGCUGUGUUCAACCUGAUUUUGACGUCAGAACGCUCAGUCAUUCCCAGAGCUAUGAGCCAGAGAACAUCAAGAAUGUGUUCUCCCAGUACGGUGAUCAGUAUAUGGAAAUCAAUGCUGAACAACUCCAGAAGCUUCUGAAUGAGAAGAUAAUCAAAAGAGCUACGUCACAGACGGAAGGCUUUGCCUUGGAUACCUGCAGAAGCAUCGUUGCGAUGAUGGAUCUCUCAACCACUGGAACACUGAGUAACAAGGAAUUCUCACGUUUGUGGAGAAAAGUCCUGAAUCACAGGGACCUUUUCCUGAAGCUUGAUGAAUCUCGUUCAGGAAAACUGCCACUGAGUAAACUGUGGAACACACUCCAAAGAACAGGUACCAUGGUCGAUCAUACCUUGAUCCACCUCAUUACCUCCCGCUACGGCAACUCUUAUGGAGAAAUCAGCCUCCAGAGUUUCAUUUUCCUCCAGCUGCGCUUGGAUUACAUAGACAAAACAUUUCAUACCCUGUCCAAAGGAAAUGGAAUGCAUCUUCAACAAAAGGAGUGGCUGCACCUCGCCAUCUACUCCUGAGCUAUCAUGAAUCUCACUGAAACAACAGACAGAGCUAAGAAUCAUGGCAGUGAAUGAGAAUCAAAAUGUAAAAAUCUUCAGUAAUUAUUUCUGACAAUUCUCUCCUUUAUAAAGCAAACUGCUUUCAAAUAUUGAAGACAUUUAAAAAUUGGGAAACUUACUGUAUCAGUGCAGAAAUUCACUUUGCUCAAAGGCACUACAGCAAGAAUGUGUCCAGAAUGUGGGAUCUUAAAGUACAAAGUGAUGGCUUUAACCUCUACGCCACCAAAAAAAUAUUUACAGAAGUUCUGUUUUAUUACUGUAGUUAAUAACCAGUAUGGAAUUUGAGCAUACAAAAUUGAAUGACUAAUACAUUUUUUGACUCACAUAAACAUUAAUUUUGCUUAUAUAUGCAGAAGAGGACUAUUUUAUUACACUGGUUAAUGAUCCCAAUACCGUUUCCUUAAAAAAACAAACAAAUUCAAUAGAUGGUGUAAUGAUGGUUACAAACGAAAUGGGAAAAUGGAAUAAAAACUGUAAAGUUAACAGUUAUACAAUUGAAUCGUGUGGAGUACUAACCGAGAAACUGGUGGUGGACUUUUACAAUUUUUUUUUUUUUGUCUUGCAUUUACUGUAUGUA